This is a messenger RNA of Saccoglossus kowalevskii, 807 nucleotides long. Its product is annotated as pogo transposable element with ZNF domain-like. NCBI's taxonomy places the organism in Eukaryota, Metazoa, Hemichordata, Enteropneusta, Harrimaniidae. The record is from RefSeq and is a predicted model, not a curated record.
AUGGUCAGUAUUCGCAGCACCGGUGCAGAGAAACGUCACCUGACAGUAAUUUUGACGGUUCUUGCAAAUGGUACGGUUCUACCACCAAUGAUUAUUUUCAAAGGUGUAAGAAAGUUGAACUUGAAUGUACCAAAGGACAUGGUCGUCGAAGUACAGAAGAAAGGAUGGUGUGAUACCGAAUUAAUGAAGAUUUGGCACAGACGUAUUUGGCUCCCGUAUACAAAAGGCCGUCAAUCACUCAUCAUAUUCGACUCCUUCCGUGGACAUCUCAAAGAUUCGGUAACCAACCAACUUCAAUCAAACCAGACGUACCGAGCUGUAAUUCCAGGCGGAUGUACGUCCAAACUCCAACCACUUGACGUCUUGAUCAAUAAGCCUUUUAAAGAAUAUCUGCGCAAGGAAUGGUGCGAGUUCAUCGACAGUCAGCUAAAGCUCAUCGGUCCAGGUGAACGUCCCAAGACAUCUUCGAAACAAGACAUCGUCAACUGGGUUUCACGAGCGUGGGACAAACUUCAAGACAGACCUGACAUGGUGAAGUUGUCAUUCGUCUGUACCGGCAUAAGUAGUGCACUUGACGGAUCUGACGACCCAGACUACUACUCCGCUUCGAUACAGCAUGAAAUUGAAUCAACGGCAGCCGCUCAGUUGAACGUAAAUUUGGACCCAGACGACGACAGUUCACCGGAGAAUGAAGUCAGUAGCGACAGCGAUUCAGAAGACGAUGUACCAGAACUCAGCAAUAAAGAAAUUCUUCAACGUUAUUUCAAUUCGGAUGACAGUGGUAGCAACUUUGACGGGUUUGAUUGA